UGUCCGUUUCUGGAAGGAACCGCAUGCGUGCAACAUGGAGAAAGUUUCAGCAUUGAAGGACCAGGGCAACAAGGCUCUGAGUGCAGGAAAUAUCGACGAAGCUGUACGUUGCUACAGCGAAGCCCUGACAAUUGAUCCAUCAAACCAUGUGCUGUUCAGUAACCGCUCGGCUGCCUACGCCAAAAAGGGCAACUAUGAGAAAGCCCUCCAGGACGCCUGUCAGACCAUCAAGAUCAAGCCUGACUGGGGAAAGGGGUAUUCUCGCAAAGCUGCAGCGUUGGAAUUUCUUGGCCGGUUGGAGGAUGCUAAAACGACAUACCAGGAGGGACUCCGCCAAGAGCCGAGCAAUCAGCAGUUGAAGGAGGGCUUACAGAACAUCGAGGCCAAGAUCGCAGAGAAAACGAUGAUGAACCCCUUCGCCAUGCCCAACCUGUAUCAGAAGCUCGAGAACGAUCCUCGGACUCGGGAGCUCUUGUCAGAUCCAAGCUACAAAGAACUGCUGGAGCAGCUCCGCAACAAACCGUCAGAGCUUGGCGCGAAGCUGCAGGAUCCAAGAGUGAUGACUACCCUCUCUGUGCUGCUGGGGCUGAACCUUUCUGAAAUGGAGGAGGAAGAGGAGCCCACACCUCCUCCUCCUCCCAAACCCAAAGAAACUCCACCACCUCCUCCCAAAGAGGAAGACCUCCCUGACAACAAGAGAAUGGCUUUGAAAGAAAAAGAAUUGGGGAACGCUGCGUACAAGAAUAAAGACUUUGACUCGGCCCUGAAACAUUAUGAAGAAGCGAUGAAGCAUGACCCCACCAACAUGACAUAUUUAUCUAAUCAAGCAGCUGUCUAUUUUGAAAAGGGAGACUAUGAGAAGUGCAGAGAGCUGUGUGAGAAAGCCAUUGAUGUUGGCCGAGAAAACCGAGAAGAUUAUAGACAAAUAGCAAAGGCCCUGGCUCGUAUUGGUAACUCCUACUUCAAGCAAGAAAAAUACAAAGAAGCAGUUCAGUUCUUUAACAAGAGUUUGACAGAACACCGGACUCCUGACGUGUUGAAGAAAUGUCAACAGGCAGAGAAAGUACUAAAGGAGCAAGAAAAACUAGCCUACAUCAACCCUGAUCUGGCCCUUGAAGAGAAGAACAAGGGCAAUGAUGCCUUCCAGAAAGGAGACUACCCCUUAGCUAUGAAACAUUACACUGAGGCCAUCAAGAGAAACCCUAAUGAUGCCAAGCUCUACAGUAACAGAGCUGCGUGCUACACGAAGCUGCUGGAGUUCCAGCUUGCCCUGAAGGAUUGUGAAGAGUGCAUCACACUUGAACCUACAUUCAUAAAGGGCUACACACGUAAAGGAGCUGCACUGGAGGCCAUGAAAGAUUAUUCGAAAGCUAUGGAUGUCUACCAGAAAGCUCUCGAGUUGGAUUCUUCCUCAAAGGAAGCGUCAGAAGGCAUGCAGCGGUGCAUGGUCAGUCAAACCAUGAGGAACGACAGCCCCGAGGAGGUGAAGAAAAGAGCUAUGGCUGAUCCCGAGGUGCAGCAGAUUAUGUCCGACCCAGCCAUGCGCAUGAUCCUGGAGCAAAUGCAGAAGGACCCUCAGGCACUAAGCGACCACCUUAAGAAUCCAGUUAUUGCUCAGAAGAUACAGAAGCUCAUUGACGUUGGACUGAUAGCCAUCCGCUGAUAUGGAACCAGUUCAAGAAGAGUGGAGUCACAUGCAGAUCGCCCUGAAAUAUUACAUCUCUUUUCUUGCCUUUAAAUUGAAAGUUAUAUUGUCCUGGAUCUGACUGGGACUUUGUCUGUUUUUUUUAUUAUUGUUCACAACUUUGACAUUGUGUUGGAAGAAAAAGAAGUAUCUUGUUUGUCCUCUGAAAAAUGUGGGCACUCCAGGCAGCUUCCAACAGAGUUCACGUGUAAAGAUGCUGUAGUAACAUCUAGAAAAUAAACCUCACACGAGUGUACACCACUGCACUCAGUGUCUGAAGAUGAACAUCCACCCUAAAGUUGAUCUUGUACUGUAUUCUUGUUUCGUGCUUAAAAUAAAUCAAAUAGAUUGUC
This is a messenger RNA of Nematolebias whitei (Rio pearlfish), 2037 nucleotides long. It is a transcript of the gene stip1, whose product is annotated as stress-induced phosphoprotein 1. Bases 35 to 1663 code for a protein of 542 amino acids. The record is from RefSeq and is a predicted model, not a curated record. Gene Ontology annotation, molecular function: Hsp90 protein binding. The transcript has 14 exons. Lineage: Eukaryota; Metazoa; Chordata; Actinopteri; Cyprinodontiformes; Rivulidae.